AUGUACCUCCCUUUGCUGUGGAAGGUCACCCUAAGUGCCCUACUCGUGUCCGCCCAAGCCCCUACGCGCACUCUGAGUAAAAGACAAGACAGCGACCUCCCCCAGUUUGUAACGACGCAAAAUGGCAAUUUCAUGUUCAAGGGAAAGAAACUCGAUUUUGUUGGAACGAAUGCUUACUGGCUCGCGGCUCUCAAUUCGGAUGAUGACAUUGAUUUUACGCUAGGAAACAUGUCAGCAGCGGGUGUUAAGAUUGUCAGGACCUGGGCUUUCAAUGAUGUCGAGACUAUACCCGUUAACGGAACAUGGUUUCAGUUAAUCUCUAACGGUACUACGACUAUUAACAACGGAACCAAUGGUUUGCAAAAACUGGACACCGUUGUUCGACUUGCUGAGAAGCAUGGCUUAUUUUUGCACCUCUCACUGACGAAUAAUUGGAACCCUCGACCUCUAUUGGAUAACCCCACUGCCGGACUUUCCAUUAGCGCUCGAGAUGUGACCAAUGGGACGAAUAACACUCUACCACGCAAUACGCUCAGUAAUGACUACGGUGGUAUGGACGUUUAUGUUCGGCAAUUCGGUAAUGGAACGAAUCACGACGAAUUCUACCUCAAUCCCGCAAUUGUCGCCGCUUUCAAGAAUUAUACGACCCAAAUUGUUUCCCGAUAUGUCAAUAGCCCUGCGAUAUUUGGAUGUGUCGACCCCAAUCACUUGGUCGCCUCCGGAAACCAAGGGUUUUUCUGCGCCGAUUGCCCCAAGCUCUUCCCUCGCAAGCCUGUGGUGGUACCUCCUCCGCCUCAGGUUUCGUCUACUCCUAACAGCAAACGUCGUCGCGGUGUUCCUCAACCCUUGACGAAGAAAAAGAUUCUACAAGACCGAAAGGCGGCUUUCAAGAAGUCGAGAAAGAUGGCAUUGCAGAAGCGAACUGAACCAAAUGCUGGCGGUAUUCGUAUUAGGGGGCGAUGGGUGUCUACCGAAACUAAGCGACAAUCUACGGAUGACCAAGGCGUGGGACCUGCCUUCGACGGUUCACAAGGAGUAGACAGCGAGGACAUCCUGGGUAUUUCUAACAUUGCUUUCUCGACUUUCCAAUUGUUCCCAGACCAGAACACGUAUGGCGUGGAUGAUCCCAGUCUCCCCAAGUUCAACAACACUGUGAACCAGGGCCUUGCUUGGAUUCGCGCUCACGCUGAUAUAGGGAGACUUUUUAACAAACCUGUGAUUUUGAACGGAUUUGGUCUUGUAACACAAUCAAAUGCUCCCUUUUUCGUGCCUUUCAAUUCAACACAAGCACCAUUUGGACCAGAUUCAGUCAACAACCAAACCCAAGCUCCGUUUGGAGUAACAGAUCAGCAACGAGAUGAUGCUUAUACUCAGUGGCUACAAGCUGGAUUGGCAGCAGGUCUUCAAGGCAUGCUUCAGUAUCAGUGGUCGCAAGGUAAUCUUACAACUGCAGUGGGCACUGUUAUUAGCCCCACUGUCGAUGGAACAUCGGUCAGCCCAGACGUAACUGGUACAGGUGUUUCGCCAGAUGACGGUUAUUCAAUUCAAGGACAAGGAUUCGACCAAGCAGUAAACAUCAUCCAACAGGCUUCACAGCAGUUUGCAGCUGAUGUUUCCUCUUAA
Psilocybe cubensis is the source of this 1623-nucleotide messenger RNA. RefSeq lists its product as uncharacterized. Bases 1 to 1623 code for a protein of 540 amino acids. The transcript is spliced from 12 exons. Gene Ontology annotation, molecular function: hydrolase activity, hydrolyzing O-glycosyl compounds. The record is from RefSeq and is a predicted model, not a curated record. Lineage: Eukaryota; Fungi; Basidiomycota; Agaricomycetes; Agaricales; Agrocybaceae.